UUCCUCUUCUUCUAUAGCUUCACUUUUCCUCCAUUUUUUCACCUAAAUAUAUAUAUAUAUACACACCCACCACUUCAUAUAUCUUAACAAUCACUCUUUCUUCUACUUCUCUCUAACUAUUUAUUUUUCUCAAUUUACAAAACAAAAUAUGUAAGAAGAACUUUCAUUGCUCUGUUUUUGUUGAGCUUCUCACUUUCAUUACUCUGUUCUUCAAUUUGUGUUGUCGAGUUUUCAUGAUUCAAUUUUUGUAACAUAUAUAAAAUUAAAGUUUAAAAAGUGAGAAUUUUGAAUUUGUUAAAAAAAAUGAUGUUGGAUCUCAAUCUAAGUGCAAUUUAUGAUGGGAAACAUUCGUUAGCCGAUGAAUCGGGAAGUUCCAAUUCAUCGGCUAGGAAUGUAGAAGCUAGUAGUAGUGCCGGAGAUGACGAGACGUGCUCCACACGCGCCGCCGCUGCCGGCGAUAUGUUCGCUUUCAAUUUCGACAUACUUAAAGUUGGUGGUGGUGGUGGUGGUGGAGGUGAAACGAGACGGAGCUGUAGUAACAAUGAUGAUGAAGAAGGAUACGAUGAGAAUCGGUCCGAUUUUGUAACUCAGCAGUUGUUUCCGAUGGAUAACAAUGCUGAGUUGAAUCGGACCCACACCUCUCGGAGACCUGAUUGGGUGGAUCCGUCAGUGGAUCCACCCAAUACUGUCAGUUUCCGAGAGGUGCAGCAAAUGGGACGCUUACAGCAGCAGCAGCAGCAACAACAGCCAGUUAAAAAGAGCAGGAGGGGACCUAGGUCCAGAAGUUCACAGUACAGAGGUGUUACUUUUUAUAGAAGAACUGGUAGAUGGGAAUCACAUAUAUGGGACUGUGGAAAACAAGUAUAUUUGGGUGGAUUUGACACUGCUCAUGCAGCUGCUAGAGCGUAUGAUAGAGCUGCGAUUAAGUUUCGAGGUGUUGAUGCUGAUAUAAACUUUAACCUUAGUGAUUAUGAGGAAGAUAUGAAGCAGAUGAAGAACUUGAGUAAGGAAGAAUUCGUGCACGUGCUACGACGCCAGAGUACUGGUUUCUCGAGAGGGAGCUCGAAAUAUCGAGGAGUAACGUUGCAUAAAUGUGGGAGAUGGGAGGCUCGAAUGGGGCAAUUCCUUGGAAAAAAGUAUAUAUAUCUUGGACUAUUCGACAGUGAAGUAGAAGCAGCAAGGGCGUAUGAUAAGGCCGCAAUCAAAUGUAAUGGAAGGGAGGCUGUUACCAACUUCGAGCCAAGUACAUAUGAAGGGGAAAUAAACUCUAACCCUCAGAGUGAAGGUACCCAGCAGGAUCUUGAUUUAAACUUGGGGAUCGCGACUUCUUCUCCGAAGGAAAUUGAAAGGUCUUCGAGUUUCCAGUAUCAUCCUUAUGAUAUGCAAGAAGCAUCGAAAUCACAGAUGGACAAAUCUGGUUCACCGAUAGUUGGUAGUUCACAUUACAAGGCUUUACCUGCAGUAACAUCUGAACAAGCUCACUUGUGGAAUGGAGCAUAUUCCAAUUUAAUUCCCAACUAUGAGGAAAGAGUAUCCGGGAAGAGAAUAGACGUAGGUACCUCCCACGGACACCCAAACUGGGCAAUGCAAAUGCAUAGUCAGGUCGGAACAACGCCAAUGUCAAUGUUCUCUGCUGCAGCAUCAUCAGGAUUCUCAACUCCGGCUACCACUGCUUCGGCCUCUCAAAUGUCUGGUCCCAACAACCCGAACACUCUCAAUCUUUCGUUUGCUUCAUAUUCGUCACCAUCAACGAAUACAACUCAAUACUAUUACCAGAUCAGGCCACAACUACCACCUCCAUAACAUGUAUUACUAUCUAUACAUUUACAUAAUUAACUCAAAAACUGAUUACAUUUGUAAGAAUUGUUUGUUAUCAUUUCAUUUACAUGUUGAUUUUAAGUCACAACUUGUAAGAAUUGGAAUGUGAAGAUUCAAAUUUCCAUCACAUUUUGAGCUUUUCCUUGCUUAUUGUUGUGAUUUGGAAGCAAAAGAAGCUCAGUUAUACAUAGUGACCUUGUUCAA
Solanum pennellii is the source of this 2022-nucleotide messenger RNA. RefSeq names its product ethylene-responsive transcription factor RAP2-7. The coding region runs from base 304 to 1803 and encodes 499 amino acids. Gene Ontology annotation, biological process: regulation of DNA-templated transcription. The transcript is spliced from 10 exons. Lineage: Eukaryota; Viridiplantae; Streptophyta; Magnoliopsida; Solanales; Solanaceae. Gene Ontology annotation, molecular function: DNA-binding transcription factor activity; DNA binding. The record is from RefSeq and is a predicted model, not a curated record.